Messenger RNA from Cucurbita moschata (crookneck pumpkin), 1571 nucleotides. RefSeq names its product protein FLX-like 1. Bases 312 to 1259 code for a protein of 315 amino acids. The transcript has 8 exons. The record is from RefSeq and is a predicted model, not a curated record. NCBI's taxonomy places the organism in Eukaryota, Viridiplantae, Streptophyta, Magnoliopsida, Cucurbitales, Cucurbitaceae.
UCUUCGUUUCCGAACAGGCGGUAAAGCGAACAAAAAAGAAAGGUUGGAAGAAGAAACCCUGCUAGGGUUUUUAUUUUUCAAUCCAAUUGAAUUGUUGGGACGAUAAUUCCCUAAUUUCCCUUUCUCCGUCUUAAUCUAUACCAUCCUACUAAUCCACUUUCACUCAAAUUCCUCCUCUGCUGGAAGUUUCGUAUUCGACGUGGCUGGGCUGGUUGAUAGCUUAACUUAUCGAAUUCUUCGGGGGUGUAUGGCAUUCCGAUUGCUUCGCUCGGAGUGGCUUUCCUUGGAGUGGACACAAAGUUGGCUUCUUGAUGAUUAUGUCUGGAAGAAAUCGUGGACCGCCUAUCCCACUAAAUGGGGUUCAUCACGGCGCACUACCAUCAGUUAGAGAGCCUCCAUUUGCCAGAGGCCUUGGGCCAAGGCCACAUCCAGCGCUUCUUGAGGAAAUCAGAGAAACACAGUAUGGGAUGCAUCCAGGACCCCUUCCUCCACACCCUGUAAUAAUUGAGGAGCGUCUUGCUGCCCAACAUCAAGAUAUUCAAGGUCUUCUUCUCGAUAACCAGAGGCUUGCUGCGACCCAUGUUGCGCUUAAGCAGGAACUAGAAGCAGCCCAGCAUGAGUUGCAACGUAUGGCUCAUGUUGCUGAUUCCUUACAUGCAGAAAGGGACAUUCAGAUGAGAGAGUUGUAUGAAAAAUCGGUUAGACUAGAGGUUGAUCUGCGAGGAGUUGAGACUAUGCGGGCAGAGCUUCUUCAAGUUCAUUCUGAUGUAAAGGAACUAACUACUGCAAGGCAGGAGCUCAAUGGUCAAGCACAAGCAAUGACACAAGAUCUAACCAGAAUUACUGCAGAUUUGCAGCAAGCCCCAGCAUUGAGGGCAGAAAUUGAAACUGUGAAGCAGGAAUUGCAUCGUGCUAGAGUUGCAAUAGAGUAUGAAAAGAAGGGAUAUGCGGAGAAUUAUGAACACGGUCAGGUUAUGGAGAAGAAACUGGUUUCAAUGGCUAGGGAGUUGGAGAAACUUAGAGCUGAGGUUGCUAAUGCAGAGAAGAGAGCUCAUGCUUCUGCUGCUGCAAUUGGAAAUGCUGCUGCUGGCUAUGGUGCAAGUUAUGGCAAUGCUGAUGCUGGAUAUGCAGGAAAUCCAUAUUCUACAAAUUAUGGCUUGAACAACGUACAGUCUGGUACAGAUGGUUAUCCUCCGUAUGGACCUGGAUCUGUUUCCUGGGGUGCGUAUGACAUGCAACGGGCUCAAGGACAUAGAUAGACUAGUUUGCUAUGUCCUGCUAAGAUGUUUCUUGCAGAGGGCUUGAGGUUCAAAUCACAAAGCAUUGAUAAUUAGGUUUGUAGGCCCUCGGUGAUCUGCUUCAUUUAUGGCUAUGAGCUAGUUUCAGAUUGUACUAAGGUCGGUGGAAGCUGAAUUCGAAGUUCUUCGAGAUCUGAAAUCGUUGCAACAGCUUGAACAAUUAACAAUUUAUUCCCACCCAUCAUAGGAAGCAAAGUUGGAUGAUAGCUCUUCAAAUGGGGCUUCCUGGAUAAUGUUGUUAACAGCUGCUGCUGCUGCUCAUCUACAUGGACA